Messenger RNA from Xiphophorus hellerii (green swordtail), 2933 nucleotides. RefSeq names its product protein NLRC3-like. The record is from RefSeq and is a predicted model, not a curated record. The transcript has 6 exons. Bases 636 to 2933 code for a protein of 765 amino acids. NCBI's taxonomy places the organism in Eukaryota, Metazoa, Chordata, Actinopteri, Cyprinodontiformes, Poeciliidae.
AAGAAGAAGAAGAAUCUUUAUUUAGAUGUUAUUCCAGUCCGUUAGUUGCGUCUCAGCCUGUUGUGUAAUUUUUCUUCUUUAACUCUUUGGAUCGUUUGAACAAACUGGGGUCUUUUUGUGGACCCUUUUUCAUGAAGUAGGCUGACAGGAAAGGGGGAAGGAGACGGGGAAGACAUGCGGCAAACGGGUCCGGGAGUCGAACCCGCGACCCAUCGAGGACUUGAGGCCUUCAAAUGUGGCCAUUGAGGCCAUUAAGGUGCGCCACCACGGCAUGCCCGUGUUUUUUAUGGUAUCAAAUUCCAGUCUCCACCAUUGACGUCAGCAACAGUGUCCUGUUGCUUCCUUUCAAAAUAAAAUGUUAUUGUUAAAAUGGGUUUGAUUCAGUCAGAUUAUUAAGUAGUUUGAUGGAACAGAUAAUCCACUUGUAGAAAUUAAUGAUUGUGAAAUAAAAUACUUCCUGUUGUUCAUGUUGAAUCAGUGAAUGUAAAUGUUGCUCCAUGUCUCCAUCUAGUGGACUGAUAGUAGAAGUGCAGCAGCUGAUGGCAGCUUCCUCUGCCUCUCUGCUGUCUGACUGCUUUCACCUGACACUUCUAGAAAGGUAGAAAGUGUGUGUGAGCUGAUGUGAAUUCAGCAGCAUGGAUCAGUGUGAGGACAGAGAGGAGGGAGUCCCUCCCUCUAAAACCACUCUGUGUGGGGAAGAUGAGAGCCAGAGCAAAGGUCAGAGGAUCCAUCAGAGACUCAAACCGAAACCAGAACCCAGCUGUGUGUCCUUUAAGAGCGACCGGUCAAAGGAUGAUUUUCUUGACUUUAAAUCUCCUGGAUCUCCACCAUCAGCGAGAGUGGACCAGCAGAGCUCAGUGGUUCCCAGUGGUCCAUCUGCCCAGCAGCAUCAAACACAGCUGGACUCCAUAUUGAUGCUGCUGGAGGAAAACAUUGUCACUUUUGUGAAGAAUGAGCUGAAGAAGAUCCAGAAGGUUCUGAGUCCAGAUUACCCAGAACUUUCAGAGAGUCAGAAAGAGGAUAAGGUGUUGGAAGGUGAGGAAGAAGAACAGAGGAGCAGCAGAGAGGCAGUGAUGAAGAUCACACUGAACUUUCUGAGGAGGAUGAAGCAGGAGGAGCUGGCUGAUCGUCUGCAGAAACAGAUUGCUGCUGUUUGUCAACAUCAACUUAAAUCUGGUCUGAAGAAGAAGUUCCAGUCUGUGUUUGAGGGAAUUGCUAAAGCAGGAAGUCCAACCCUUCUGAACCAGAUCUACACAGAGCUCUACCUCACAGAGGGAGGGACUGGAGAGGUCAAUGAUGAACAUGAGGUCAGACAGAUUGAAACAGCAUCCAGGAAACCACACAGACCAGAAACAACAAUCAGACAAGAAGACAUCUUUAAAGUCCCACCUGAAAAAGAUCAACCAAUCAGAACAAUGAUGACAAAGGGAGUGGCUGGCAUUGGGAAAACAGUCUUAACACAGAAGUUCACUCUGGACUGGGCUGAAGACAAAGCCCACCAGAACAUCCAGUUCAUAUUUCCAUUCACUUUCAGAGAGCUGAAUGUGCUGAAAGAGAAAAAGUUCAGCUUGGUGGAACUUGUUCAUCAUUUCUUUAGUGAAACCAAAGAAAUCUGCAGCUUUGAACAGUUUCAGGUUCUGUUCAUCUUUGAUGGUCUGGAUGAAAGUCGACUUCCUCUGGACUUCCACAACAAGGAGAUCCUGACUGAUGCUACAGAGUCCACCUCAGUGGACGUUCUGCUGACUAACCUGAUAAGGGGGAAACUGCUUCCCUCUGCUCUCCUCUGGAUAACCACACGACCUGCAGCAGCCAAUCAGAUCCCUCCUCAGUGUGUUGGCAUGGUAACAGAGGUCAGAGGGUUCAAUGACCCACAGAAGGAGGAGUACUUCAGGAAGAGAUUCAGAGAUGAGAAACAGGCCAGCAGGAUCAUCUCCCACAUGAAGACAUCACGAAGCCUCCACAUCAUGUGCCACAUCCCAGUCUUCUGCUGGAUCAUUGCUACAGUUCUGGAGGAUAUGUUGGAGACCAGAGAGAGAAGAGAGCUGCCCAGCACCCUGACUGAAAUGUACAUCCACUUCCUGGUGGUUCAGAUCAAAGUGAAGAAGGUCAAGUAUGAUGGAGGAGCUGAAACAGAUCCACACUGGAGUCCAGAGAGCAGGAAGAUGAUUGAGUCUUUGGGAAAACUGGCUUUUGAUCAGCUGCAGAAAGGAAACCUGAUCUUCUAUGAAUCAGACCUGAAAGAGUGUGGCAUCGAUAUCAGAGCAGCCUCAAUGUACUCAGGAGUGUUCACACAGAUCUUUAAAGAGGAGAGAGGUCUGUACCAGGACAAGGUGUUCUGCUUUGUCCAUCUGAGUGUUCAGGAGUUUCUGGCUGCUCUUCAUGUUCAUUUGACCUUCAUCAACUCUGGAGUCAACCUGAUGGAAGAAACACAAACAUCUAGGAAGUUUUUAUUAUUUAAUAAACCUAAAAUAAUUUCUCUCCAUCAGAGAGCUGUUAACCAGGCCUUACAGAGUCCAAAUGGACACCUGGACUUGUUCCUCCGCUUCCUCCUGGGAAUUUCACUGCAGACCAAUCAGAGACUCCUACAUGGUCUGUUGACUCAGACAGGAAGUAGCACAGAGACCAAUCAGGAAACAGUUCAAUACAUAAAGGAGACGAUCAGUAAGAAUGUAUCUGCAGAGAAAAGCAUCAAUCUGUUCCACUGUCUGAAUGAACUGAAUGAUCGUUCUCUAGUGGAGGAGAUCCAACAGUCUCUGAGUUCAGGACGUCUCUCCACAGAUAAACUGUCUUCUGCUCAGUGGUCAGCUCUGGGUUUCAUCUUAGUGUCAUCAGGAAAAUAUCUGGAUGUAUUUGACCUGAAGAAAUACUAUGCUUCAGAGGAGGUUCUUCUGAGGCUGCUGCCAGUGGUUAAAGCCUCCAACAAAGCUCUGUAA